Messenger RNA from Nematolebias whitei (Rio pearlfish), 2857 nucleotides. RefSeq names its product 2-lysophosphatidate phosphatase PLPPR4 (gene plppr4b). The transcript has 8 exons. Gene Ontology annotation, molecular function: phosphatidate phosphatase activity. NCBI's taxonomy places the organism in Eukaryota, Metazoa, Chordata, Actinopteri, Cyprinodontiformes, Rivulidae. The record is from RefSeq and is a predicted model, not a curated record. Bases 1 to 2505 code for a protein of 834 amino acids. Gene Ontology annotation, biological process: phospholipid dephosphorylation; phospholipid metabolic process; signal transduction.
AUGAAGACCAUCAUCAGGAAGAGAAGGUGGAAGACAGACAAGCAGAAGAACACCACCCUGAACAUACCUGAAGAGUUUGAUCUGUACAGGCUGCCGAUUCUGGUGUUGUCUGUUGUCAGCCUUUACUUCCUGGAGUGGACGGACGUGUUCAAGCCGGUCAAGUCUGGUUACAUAUGUCAUGACCGAAGUCUGAGUCUCCCCUACAUCGACCCAAACCACGAGGUCAUCCCAUUGCUGAUGCUACUUAGCCUGGCGUUCGCUGGACCAGCCAUCACAAUUAUGAUUGGAGAGGCCAUCGUGUUCUGCUGCCUUUCACGUAGGAAGAGUGGCGCUGGAAAUGAGGCUAACAUUAACGCAGCUGGCUGUAACUUCAACUCCUUCAUACGCAGAGCCUUCCGUUUCAUUGGUGUUCACACUUUCGGACUUUGUGCAACUGCCCUUAUUACUGACAUCCUUCAACUGAUGACUGGCUACCCAACACCCUACUUUCUGACUGUUUGCAAACCCAACUACACCACACUUAAUGUGAGUUGUGAGAAGAACCCUUACGUUGUUGAAGAAAUCUGCUCAGGAGCUGACUUGACAGCCAUCAAUCAAGGCAGAAAAUCCUUCCCAUCCCAGCAUGCAACGCUUGCGUCCUUCGCCGCUGUCUAUGUUUCGAUGUAUUUCAACAGCACGCUGACCGACUCGUCUAAGCUGCUCAAGCCCCUGCUGGUCUUCUCCUUCAUGAUUAGUGCCAUCAUUUGUGGUCUGACCAGGAUAAUUCAGUACAAGAACCAUGCCGUGGACGUUUACCUGGGCUUCCUGCUGGGAGGGGCCAUUGCUGUUUACCUGGGUUUGUAUGCUGUUGGAAAUUUUCAGUCUAGCGAUGAGACCAGCAGCAAGCCUCCUUCCCUCGUGCAUCAGCCACCCUGCCCACUGCCCCAUGUAACUCAGGAGGCUGUCCUGCACCACCUGCAGAUGAAAGCAUGCAUGGCACCUGAGCCCGGCAUACCCACCUCCCAUUCUGAAGGCCUCCUCCAUCGAGGUCUUCAGCAACAGAGGCCCGAAGACAGCCUAAAACGUUCUGGUGCCAACGUGGAAGUGAUUUCCUCUCGUAGCCCUCCAAGUAAGGAUGCCAUAAUGACUUUUAGCCACACACUCCCCAGGGUUCACACUCCUCAGGCCAUAGCAGCAUAUGAGGAAGCUGCCAGGCGCCAUGCUGCCACUCUGCAUCAUGCCUCCAUGGACUCCAGCCGCUCCAAACAACUUCUCUCUCAAUGGAAAAGCAAGAACAACAGUCACAAGUGCUCCAUGAAUGUCCCAGAUUCCAUCUCCUCCUCUGUAGAUUCAUCAUCAGGCCAGUCCUCUCAGCACCCCCAUCAUGGCAGCAUGGAACUCCGAUCCAGCUCUGAACCAUCAGCUGGUGGUCUUAAUGGGGUCCUUGAUAGUCAUGCAUACUUGUCCAGGCUGCCAACAGGUUCUAGUACCACCUUGCCUAGCAACUGUAGUGGCAUCACUGGAGGGGCCAGGAUAUCCAUGCAGCCUAGACCAGGGUCUUCUCAGCUUGUCCACAUACCAGAAGAGGCCCAUGAACUUUACACUUCCCAAAGAAAUAUGGAGGUAGGAGGAAGUGAGUUAAUGUCAACAGGAAAUAGCACCAUUCAGGCUAACUGGCAAAAAGCAGCUGAGAGGACUGCAGCUUAUAGAACUAAUGAAAACAUGCAGAACAACCAGCCACGACUCAUGCAAGUCAUUGCCAUGUCCAAGCAGCAGGGGCUUCUCCAAACCCACUCCAAAAGCUUAGAUGAAAGCAGCAUGGGCUGCAAUGCUAACGGUAAUUGCCAAAGUGCUGCUAGAUGCAGGGCGUUAACUGAUCAAGAUCCUUCCAUCACCACGGGGCCCAGCUCACUGGGCAGCACCACAGGCAGCAUUUCAGGAAGCACCGGAGCAAUUGUCAGAAUAGAGGCACACCCUGAAAACAACAGACCAGUAAUUCAAGCUCCAUCUACUGAUGGGAGUGGAUCGUGGAGGUGGAGGUCCCUGGAUCAUGGCACUGGAGUUGGCGGAAGCACAGGAACUAGUUGUGUUGGAUCAGGUGCAGGACCUGGGAGUGUGAGGCAGUCCUUUGAGCACACUGACCUAAACCUGGACACGGAAAGCUCUGACUCAAGACAUGGGUCAAUUGACAGAAAACGCAGCAAUCACAUUGUUACCACAACUUCCACUGUUGGUACUUCACCCAUCGUCACUGUUCACACCCAGAAUAUAACACAGUCAGAGCAGAGGCUCCACCCCCAGGGCCUCUCUACCAUCAGGGUCACUCCAGGAGAUGGUAAUGUUUCAGGAGCAGAUGGAGGCGGUGGAGAUUCUGCCUCAGAGGUACCUUCGGUUGCUUCCAGUCGUGAGUCAACGCUGCGACGAAAAAGCAACAUGAUCCUGAUCCCGGAACGAGCCAACAGUCCCGACAAUGCCAGGAACAUUUUCUACAAGGGAACGUCCAUCGCUCCUGCUUUUAAAGACUAAAACACAAUGAGACCAUACAAUGUAGCAGAUAAGGUGGAGCCAGGCAGUUCUCACGAACCAUCAAAUUAUAUCGAUUUAAAAGCAAAGUUUUGAUGUAGCAUGAUUUUUGUACAUGUUUACACUAAAGCACAACCGUUUACAUGUUGUAGAGAUCACUGUGUACUCUGUGCUCACUCCUAAGAGAACCUGUUGUAAUGUGCCCGGUGUUUUUGAGGACAGAAUCACCUUUUCUAUUGAGUAAAGUGUUUUGGAUUAAAGAAAAGUGCAGUUGCAUUUAAAGAGAACAGAGCAACUUAUCGUGACAUAGCUGUGAAACCAACGUUUACUUCCCAGUUUUGUACAUAAUGUGUGU